This is a messenger RNA of Branchiostoma belcheri (Belcher's lancelet), 1037 nucleotides long. RefSeq names its product transcription initiation factor TFIID subunit 10-like. The transcript has 5 exons. Gene Ontology annotation, molecular function: promoter-specific chromatin binding; RNA polymerase II general transcription initiation factor activity. NCBI's taxonomy places the organism in Eukaryota, Metazoa, Chordata, Leptocardii, Amphioxiformes, Branchiostomatidae. Gene Ontology annotation, biological process: transcription initiation at RNA polymerase II promoter. The record is from RefSeq and is a predicted model, not a curated record. Gene Ontology annotation, cellular component: SAGA complex; transcription factor TFIID complex; nucleus. The coding region runs from base 97 to 513 and encodes 138 amino acids.
AGACGAUUCAGAACGCUUGCCUGAGGAAAGUAUCGUUGUGAACUGCCAACGUCAACUCUCCAAGAUUCGCAGUUAUCUUAUACAAACUGUGCCAAAAUGUCGUCCAAUACACCGACUACAGGCCCAUCCUCAGCCAGCACGAAUGUGACGAGUGGAACAGGUACAGACGUGGUCGGUGGGGAGGUCCGUUCAGCUGGGGUGUCACUCGCAGACUUUCUACUACAGCUGGAGGACUACACACCUACUAUCCCAGAUGCAGUGACAGCGUACUACCUAAACAGAGCAGGGUUUGAAGCUUCUGAUCCCAGAAUAGUCCGUCUGAUCUCCCUGGCUGCUCAGAAGUUUGUUUCUGACAUCGCCAACGACGCCCUUCAGCACUGCAAGAUGAGGGGGUCGGCACAGAGCUCCAGGAAGGCUGGCAAGGAUAAGAGAUAUACCCUGUCCAUGGAGGACCUGUCACCAGCCUUGUCAGAGUACGGGAUCAACGUAAAGAAACCUUACUACUUCACAUGAUGACUCACAGUGUUAAAUACAUGUACACUCAUUAACUACUAGAUAUAUCAAUUUUUCUAUUACCUCAAUGUUUCAAUAGUGUUGCCACCCACCAUCUCAGACUGUCAAAUGUUUCAUUGUCUGGGGUGCCUGUAUUUUAUGUGGACAACCAUCAUUACUAGGUAAAAUGAGUUUACAAUUAUGUAAGUGCAGCUUUGUCAGUGUUCCACCUAUAUACUGUUAGUGUGACCAAAGUCCAGUAACAUUGUCACUAAUUCAAGAACUUGUCCAUAGCUCACGAUCAAAAUUACUGUCAAUGGUGACUGCCAUAUUGCCAUGAAGUGGCAACAGGUUGUGUUCAGCAAGUAGGCUUAAGUUGCCUUUUUUAUGUAUAACCUGCAAAAUAAUCACAGUGUUUUGAUUUGAUAAUAACCUCAUUGAUCAUGGUAAAAUAUUAAGAAAACUCUUCUGUUUGCAGAAUUUGUGACAGUAAAAUUUUGUAUGGUUACUAGUAUAAUAAUCAAAGCGUAACUUUGAAAUACAAG